GUUUUCAAGUCCCAUCUAAAAAGCUACUGCAAUGUCAAAAUUAGUGCUCGCGUUGGCUCUCUGCUGCAUUUUGGUGGCCCAGAUCCUGGCUCAGGAUGCUUCGGGUCGCCGAUUCUGCGAUCGGUUGUUCGACGAUUGUCGUCGCGAGCAGUCCACCGUGGGAACUGAGGACGAUACCGUUGGGUUCUUCAAUGCCUAUUGCGGGCGACACGACCGGAACUGGAAAAAGAUAACCCGAUGUGAACUGGUCCGGGCCUCGUGCAUAUUGACAAUGGUUCGCUGUGAUAAUGUCUCCUGCAAAAAUGUGGCCGAUAGCCUGCGACCAUAAUUAACGAAGUCAUUCUGAUAUCUCUCAAAAUCAAUCAAGUUUAUUGUCAUCAAAAAUCGAUAUAAAGAUUUCUUGAAUUUCAA
Molecule: messenger RNA, 411 nt
Organism: Drosophila suzukii
Lineage: Eukaryota; Metazoa; Arthropoda; Insecta; Diptera; Drosophilidae
Source: RefSeq, a predicted model, not a curated record